AUGCGCUGGUUUGAGUUUGUGCGUGGGUGGUCCGCUCGCUCUCUCAUCGAUCCAGCGGCUCCCCCAGGACGGAGCCUCGGACCGGGGGCUGGAGCAUGUCCCCCCGGCUCGUACAAGAUGUCGUCUCGUCAGCAGGAGUGUUUCUCGUGUCCAGAGAACAGCGUCGCAGAAGAAGAGGGUUCGAUCAUGUGUGUUUGUAAAGAAGACCACUUCAGGACUCCUCUGGACCUACCAUCAGCUGCCUGCACCAGACCGCCCUCUCCCCCUCGAGACCUGUCCUUCUCCCUCAGUCAGUCCACUCUGGUGCUGGAGUGGUCCCCUCCCUCAGACUCCGGGGGCCGUGUGGACCUGUCGUACACGGUGAGCUGCCAGCGGUGUGGGCUGAGGCAGUGUGAACCAUGCGGGGCCAGUGUGGGGUUCGUGCCUCAGCAGGGGGGCCUCACCGACAGGACGGUGUCUGUGGUCAACCUCCUGCCAAACUCCAACUACACCUUCACUGUGGAGGCUCUGAACGGAGUCUCAGAGCUGCUGCCCAACAAGAGGUUCUACGCACAGGUCAACGUGUCUACCAGUCUGCCCGGUGAGUACCUCCAGGUGCUACGGUGGAGUCAAACUGGGUCACAGCUCAAACACGACAGUAUCAACACUGGGACUUGA
Molecule: messenger RNA, 657 nt
Organism: Knipowitschia caucasica
Lineage: Eukaryota; Metazoa; Chordata; Actinopteri; Gobiiformes; Gobiidae
Source: the annotation of a GenBank genome assembly